AAGUUUUCAGAAGAGAGAAUUAAAGUUGUAUGUGUUACUCCCGGGAAAGCUUACAUCUCCACCUCCUCGUGUAUAGUCUAUAGUCGUCGUAUAUGUCUUUAUUUGCAUUUCUCUACCUACGUUAAACCGUGAGCCUCUAAAGAAAACAUUUGAGAGCAGAAAGGUGGAGUGUACCUUAACGGGUUUCAGAGUAAAGGUGCGUCGGAGCGACAAUCACGCAGCCCGUACGGUUGAGCAUCGGUUAAUCGAUUGGAUUGACAUCCUCAACUCCAGCGUUUGAUGACUAUAUCUCCAAGAGGUUUCUGUGAUGGAGUGGCGCGAGCAGUCUGCGGUUAGCUGUGAGGAGGCUUAUUUGGAGGCGCAGAGAUGGGUUGAGGCGGUCACUGAGAAACAAUUUGGGAGCCAAGACUUCAGAUCUGCGCUGGAGAACGGUGUUCUACUGUGCGACCUCGUCAAUAAGAUCCACCGCGGCAUCAUCAGGAGGGUCAACCGGCUGUCCACACCCAUCGCUGGCCUGGACAACCUCAACGUCUUCCUGAAAGCCUGCAAGAAGCUGGGAUUAAAGGAAGCACAGCUCUUUCACCCAGGAGACCUGCAAGACCUCUCCAGCAGAGUGACAGUCAAGCCACAAGAAACCAGUAGAAGACUAAAAAAUGUGCUGAUCACCAUUUACUGGCUAGGAAGACAAGCCUUCUAUGAUUCCUUCUAUGAUGGACCUAACUUAAACCUCAAGUCUUUCGAGGGAUUACUGGGAACAGCACUGUCCAAGGCUCUAGAGGAAGGCUCUAGCCCGAGGAGGAGCAGUGUGAGAGACAGCGGUUUUGGCGACAGUUGGUACUCUGACCGAGAGGAGCUGUUCCAGCUGAGAGGAGGAGGAAGAGGAGGCGAAGGAGGAGGAGAAGGAUACAGUAAAGAGGACUCCUCAGACAGCCUAGACUCCCUGGGCUCGCGACCCCACAGCAUCUCGUCUGACGCCACCCUUAAAGGGAGUAGCGAGGGUUGGUGCAGCGACGCUGAGGCCGACCCCGUCUGCGUCACCAUGACGACCAACAAGGACAGCCUCAGCUACCGGCGCUCGCUGGCGACGCAGCCCAAGCCCGUCGCCCAGUUCAACCAGUUCCUGCCCUCUAAGGACAAGCCGUCGGGCUACGUCCCGGCGCCGCUGCGCAAGAAGAGGGCGGAGCGCAACGAGGACAACCGCCGCAGCUGGGCCAGCCCCCUGUACACCGAGGAGGACGGCACCUUCACCAGACUUCCGAGGAGUGACGACGGUAGUGACGGGAGCAAGUCGAUGAGCGACAUUGUGGACCCGGCUGUGGUGAAACAGGUCUACCGGGAAAAGAUUAAGAAGGUCCAGGAGCAGGUGAAGGAGAGCGACGACAAAUGGCAGGAUGACCUGAGCAAGUGGAAGUCCCGGCGUAAGAGCGUCAACUCGGACAUCGUGAAGAAGAAGGAGGAGCGGGAGCAGAUCGAGCAGAACUACGGCGGCGAAAUCGGCAGCGGGAGAACACGCAGGUCGCUGAAGGAUAUGCAAGAGGAGAGAGCGUCUAGAGACAGCAGACGUUCCGUUGGCAGCCGCAUGAGCUCCCUCUCCUACCUGGACGAGGACGAGGACGUCUUCGCCGUGCCCAUCCCGGCGCCGCGUUCCCGCUCCCUCUACGGCCGCAGCAACACGGCCGACGACCUCUACUCCCCGCCGGAGCGCUCCCCGGCCCCCUCCCCGGCCCCCUCCCGCCCCUCCAUCCCGUCCACGGAAGACGAGGAGCCCGCCGCCCGACCCGCGCCCGACCGCCCCGCCUCCCCCCCGCCGCCACAGGAAGCGGCUCCGAGUCGCGCCGUGACCGACGGUGGUACCCGCGCGUCCUCCACCGUCACCACGGUGACCAGCAGCAGCGUAAGCAGCAAUAGCAGCAGCGCGUACGCCGUCAGGAGCGCCGACCUCCCGGCCCGGCCGAGGAGCAUCAGCCCGGCCCAAGAGCCCUCGGUCACAGUCAUGGCCGACGCCGGCAAGACCCCCGCCCCCAACCCCAGCCCCGAACCCCGAUCCCUCGUCUCGAAGGCCCCGGAGCCGUGGCGCCCCAAGGCGGGCGUGCGGACCGCGGAGAAGAAGGAGGCCCCUCAGUACAACCCGACCAUGCCCCCGGGGGUGUCCCGGGUGUCCGCCUCCCUUCCCAGGAGCACCCAGAGAGCAGACAGCACCACCAGGCUCAGCUCGGUCAUCAUGCCCAGGCCCUUCGGGACCCAGGCCAACCGCCUCUCCUCCCUCACCAGGGCCCCCGUGACGGUCGACUCCCACCGCCGCGUCAACGGCGACGCAGACGUCUCCACCAAGUCCUCGGUGCCAGGCCGCUACCAGCAGUACAUGACCUUGGAGGACGAGGCCUCGUCUCAGUCCAGCGGUGAGGAUGAGGAGGAGGAGGAGGGGGAGGACGAAGCGAAUGAAGAGGAGGGGGUCGGAAAAGGCCUCAGCUCCAACAGCAAGAGUGUGUCGCAGGAGCCUCCUCGGGUGAAGAGUGAAACCCCAGCUCUGGGCAGCGAUGCCAGCCAGGAGAACUUCUCUGACAUGAGGAUCAGUCUCAACCAGAAGCCCAACAGCAGCCGAGACUUUGGUUUCCAUGCCGACUGGAGCGCCUCAGGGACCCGCGUCAAGUCCAUCCAGCCAGGCAGCCCGGCGGAGAUGCUGCGGGCUGGGGAUGAGAUUCUGAGCGUGAGCGGCCACAGAGUGGCAGACAUGAGCUAUGCAGAGUGGGGGGCCAGCAUGGAGGACGCUCUGCAGCAGGGCAGUCUGACCAUGGAUGUACGCCGUCGAGGCGGCAACAACUGGGACACAGACCGACCGGCAGCACCCUUUCAGAACCAUAAGACCAUCAAUCUCACCAGUUCGGACCACUCAACGCUUGUAGGUGGGGUCGGCAGCAACACAAGCCCCACCAACACCAGUUUGGAUUUCACCUCACGCAAAUCCCCCGACAGCCUGGGGAUCAACGCGGCGCCCCUCCACUCCGUCAUCAAUGUGGCAACAAACGGACUCAACGGGGGUGUCCAUCAAGAGGCGGUAACCAUGAGAAAUAAAGAGUCAGAACCCAUGUCUUUGAAAAACUUAAAACGGAGGUCAGAGUUUUUUGAACAAGGUAGCUCAGGGUGCAGCAGGGUCAGCCCUCUGGUCUACCUCUGUGGAGGAUCAGAGACGGCGAUAUCGGAUAUCCCCGUGCCCGCCCUCACCCCCUCGGCCAGCCGCUGGUCCUGGGACCCCGAGGAGGAGCGCCGCAGGCAGGAGAAGUGGCAGAAGGAGCAGGAUCGCCUCCUACAGGAGAAAUACAAGCGCGACCAGGAGAAAAUGCAAGAGAUAUGGCGCAAGGACCAGGAGGAGGCUUACGACAGCAGGCAGACACAGAAGACCCAGAGCCUGGAGGUGGACGCCGCUCGCCCCUCCUCCACCACCCACCGCUCCCCGGCCUGGGAGGCCCAGGAGGAGGAAGAGGAGGUGAGGAGAAGGAAGGAGGCGCAGGAAGAGCAGAGGCAGGCAGAGCAGAGACGCUGGCAGGAGGAGGAGGAGGAGCUGGAGCUCAGGCGCUUCAAGGAGGAGCGGGAGAGGAGAGAGCAGCUGCAGCGGCGCCGGGAGGCCGAGGAGAAGGAGAGGAGGGAGGAGGAGGAGGAGAGGAGGGAGGAGGAGAGGAUGAAGAGGACGGAGGAGUUGAAGAAGAGGGCGGAGGAGGAGAGGAAGCGGAGGGCCGAGGAGGAGGAGAGGGUGAGGAGUGCGGCGGAGGAGGAGAGGAAGAGGAGGAUGGAGGAGGACCUGAGGUUACAGAGGAGGAGAGACGAGGAGCGGCAAGAGGAGGAGAGGAGGCGCGCCCUCGAUAAGCAGCAGCAAUGGAAACCCUCUGGCUUCCGUAGUUCCCAGUCGCACACCCUAGCUUACUCCGACAGGGAGAAGUCCAAGUCGACACCUGAGGCUCUGGAUGAUGUGGGAUUCUCCGAGAGGCGAGGUCACUACAGGCCACAGGGGGGCUCGUCCUACUGGGCGCCUGAGGAGCGGUCGGGGCGGGAGCGCUACAGUUACUCUGGCAACCAACGGCUGGAGGCGCGGGAGACGGAGCGGAUCCUGAGCACUUCGAGAUACAGAGAGCCGCAGAGAGCGGCCAGUGGCUUGGUUGCGGCGGACCGGCCCCAGCGGCGCAGCCAGCAGCAGCUCCAGACCCAGGCGGACCUGGAGCGCCAGCAGAUCCUGCAAGACAUGAAGAAGAAGACCCAGCUGCUCACCGACAACAGCUGGAUCCGCCAGCAGUCCACCUCCAUGGCCCCCAGCAAGGAGCCCGUCGACGUGCCCAUGCGCAGAGGAGAAUCCCUGGACAACCUGGACGCGCCCCGCAGCGCCUGGCGGUCGUCAUGGACACCGGGUAGCACCUCCUCCAUUCCCAGCUCCACCCGCCCGCAGUCGGCCAUCUACGGCAGCAGCGGAGCGGGAGGCGUCGUGGGCGGGGGCACGUACUACGGCGGGGGCUACCCCGCGCGCCCCGGCUCGGUCUCCGGCCUGCCCGCCUCCGCCUCCACGGGCUCACUGCGAGGCGGGGCCGCGCCCCCCGCGUCGUCAUGGCGGCAGCAGUCGCCCUCCCUGUCGCCCACCACCUCGCCGGAGCCCACGUCCGAGCCGUUCGGGCGGCAGCAGCGCAGCAGGUCAGUGAGUGGCAAGAAAAUCUGUACGUUCUGUGACAGCCCGCUGGGGAAGGGAGCGGCCAUGAUCAUCGAGUCCCUGGGACUCUGUUAUCAUUUGAACUGCUUUAAGUGCAUGGACUGCAAGUCCGACCUCGGAGGAUCGGAAGCGGGGGCCGAGGUGCGAAUACGCAACAAGCAUCUCUACUGCAACACCUGCUACCAGCGAUUCAAAGCAGGCCAGCCAACCUCCAUGUGAAUCGGCUGCGCUCCACCAGAUUGAUGAAGAGACUACUUUUGACAACAACCCAUGAGCAGGGCAGCGGCAGCAGCUGUGGCGGCCGGACGUGGACACCACUGUCUAUGAAGCGUGUCGUCUGAUGAAACCGUCGACGGGUUCCUCAUGUAGCGGUGUACUCUGAUGUUUAUUCAUUUUCUGCUUGAGCGUGAGAGAGGGGGUGUGGUGUAGAGGAGCCAGGCUUAUGUCCGUAUAUAUCGUGUUAGGUAUUUCAUAUUUGUACAAAAGCAUAAGGGAUUUGCAUGCAGCAGUGAGUUUUUAGCACAGAGACACUGCCCCAGCAUCGUAUAGGUUUUUAAUAAUGCAGAGGUUUUCCGAUUUCCUGAACUUUUACUGACACGGACGAGUCACCGAGUCCGUUGUUAUGGAAUUGCUGGGGGGGGGGGGGGUCUCGCCGAUCUCGUCUCUAGGCGUUCUCCGCACUGAGAUCCUGCUAACACUAGCGCUGACUGUCAUUCCGUGGUAUUCAUUUAUGUCGUUGUGCCUUUCAUUUCGUGUCGGGGGAUUAAUGCUUAAGGAAAUAAUUUGAGAUGUCUAUUUAAAAGAUGUGUUGGAGGCUGCAUUGACGAGCACUUAUCAGGGGUUUGAACCGAGAGAUUAAGAGAUUCAAACGAUUUUUGCAGAAGAAAAAUAUGUUGUGUAUGAUGUUGAAAUGGUUGUGAGGCAAGCUUACUUCGGUAAAAAAAAUUAUGUAAAUAAAUGGCCAA
Gadus chalcogrammus (walleye pollock) is the source of this 5655-nucleotide messenger RNA. RefSeq names its product LIM domain 7a (gene lmo7a). Gene Ontology annotation, biological process: regulation of signaling; regulation of cell adhesion. The transcript is spliced from 32 exons. Lineage: Eukaryota; Metazoa; Chordata; Actinopteri; Gadiformes; Gadidae. Gene Ontology annotation, molecular function: protein binding. Bases 308 to 4909 code for a protein of 1533 amino acids. The record is from RefSeq and is a predicted model, not a curated record.